Hyphopichia burtonii NRRL Y-1933 is the source of this 3633-nucleotide messenger RNA. RefSeq names its product Ybl053p (gene YBL053). The transcript has a single exon. The record is from RefSeq and is a predicted model, not a curated record. Lineage: Eukaryota; Fungi; Ascomycota; Pichiomycetes; Serinales; Debaryomycetaceae. Gene Ontology annotation, biological process: replication fork arrest; DNA replication checkpoint signaling; DNA repair. Gene Ontology annotation, cellular component: replication fork protection complex. Gene Ontology annotation, molecular function: DNA binding. The annotation marks the transcript as partial.
GAACGUUUUUAUGCGGCUGACGAGGGAUCUGAUCUUGAUGAUUUUAUAGACUUUUCUGACGAGGAUCAAGUGAAUCAUGCUCUGACAAACCCCAUCGAUGAAGAGGUUGAAGAUGGGGUAGAAGAAGAAAGUGAACCAGAAGAUAGGGUGACCAAGCUCAAUAAGCAACUAAAGCCCAACGAAGAUUACACCCUAAAGGUUUUAAAAGCACAUAUAUCAAUAUUGGUUACUGCAGUUGGUGGACCGGAUCAUACUUCUCCAAUUCAACCACCGCCAUAUAAGUUGGGGCCCGAAGCCCUAGGGUGUCUUAAGGAUAUUAAGCGAUGGCUCAGGUCGGUGGACACAAACAAUGAUUCAUUUGAUGUUGCGCUUGCGAUAUAUGAAGUAGGAUUGGUUGUGAAUGAUCUUAUUGUCAUACUAUGUGAUUGGGAAAAGAAAAAUUCUAAUAAGAAAAAUAUAAGUAUAUCAUCGUAUCAAAAUACUUUAUUACACAAGAUCUCAUUGGUUUGUUUAGAAUUAUUAGUUCAAUUAACCUGGCCUCAUGAACUUAAUAAAAACCUGACUGAAAAUCAAAAGAAAAAUUUUAAUAGUCUUAGAAAAGCUCAAUUGGUAUAUAAGAAGAACAUUUUAUCUUAUCAAAAUGGACAAACUUUCAAAGCAGUAUUAAGGUUAGCUUUACCUGCUUUGCAACAAGAAAAAUAUGAACGAGAUGCAAGAGAUUCUCAAAUUUUGAAAUUAGUGGUAUUUUUCAUUAGAAAUGUUCUUUAUCUUGAACCAGCAGAUUUAACUAUAAUUAAAAAAUCAAAUUCCAAAAUCGGUAAUUAUAAUAAUCUACCUUCUAAUGUUAGUAUUGAUGAUAUUUCUUUAAGUAAUGUUAUUUCUUGUUAUUCUAAAAAUAAAGUUUUGAAAUUCUUAUUGACUUUAGCUUCCGGAUUAGAAAAAGAUUUCGUGGCCGAUAUUUAUGGUCCUGGUAUACUUGAAUCCAUCUCUUUAUUGAUAAAGGGGGUCAAAGUUAAAGAUUUGCUUACCUUACCUUCUUCUACCAAACCAUCUUCCAAUGAAGAAUUAUCAAAUCAACAAAAUCCAAUCCCGCUGUCUGCUAGUGUAUCGGGGCUUCAACUUAAAGAUUUACUAAAAGAAGAAUCGAAAAGAAAAAAACAACAAAGUGAAAACAUGUCUUCCCGACACGGAAGAUUUGGAUCUUUAUUAUCGAUCAAAAAUGACGACUCAUCUUCCUACGUAGUUUCUGGUCAAGAAGCAUUAUUAAAUAAUCACCACACUUUUGAAAAAUUAGAUAAAUCUAAAAAAUGGAAAGCGAAAACAAGCUUCCGUUAUGAUUCAGAUAAAUUUGUUCAAACUACCCCGGUUAUAUUGAGUGGGAAUGCUUCUCUUUUGUUAAAUAACUUUGUUGAAAUGCUAUUAUCAAGUGGUGGGUUCAAUAACUUAGUGAAAUGUACCGCUACUGUUUUUGAUAAUUCUUCACUCUCUUUUUCUGAUACAAAUACUUUGAGUAGUAUUGAUCAAGCUGAUAGGGCUAAUUAUUUUGCAACCGUUGCUUGGUUCUUUGAAUACAAAAGAGAAAGAAAUAAUAAAUUCAUAUCUUCAAAUAAAACCCCCAUGGAUGAUGAAGGCCCUCUAGAUUAUGGUUCGGUUGGUGAAGGGUUACGUGAUAAAAAUUUCGUUCUUAUUGGAAGAUACAUGCGUGAAUCAUUUGGAUCAAAAGACUGGAACUCUUUGCAUGUUGCUUUGAUUUGUCUUCGAGAAUUAUUACUUUUAUCUUAUUCAAUUUUUUCAAACGUCAGUAAAAAACAACUUGAAACCAAUAUUGAUUAUGAUGAAGAAAAUGAAGAAACUUUGGAUCAAAAAGACUUGGCCGAAGCGAUUAUACGGAAACUAUUCAGCGAAGCCGACUAUGUCAGUUUACUCCAUCAAAUUCCUCAUUCUGCUUUUAAACAUUCUCCUGAUUACUUAAAAGUUGUUGUAUCCGUUAUUCAUAUUUUGUUGAAAUCAUUUGAGAAUUUCGCCAAUGAAGAUGUUAAGGUCUAUAUGAGAUCUAAAAGAAGAAGUAAAAAGAAAUUACUUCAAGAGCAUGAAGAAAUUGAUCUAGAGGAUGAUCUCGAUGAGUCAAACUUAGUCAUUCAAGAGAGAAAACUUGAUUUUAGUAAAACUGAAGCUAAGUUUUUCCAUAAGGAUAUUGUCACUACUCAUAUAACUUUUUUGUCAAGAUUCGACGACUUGAAUGAUACAGAAAUUAAAAUGGCUCUUUCUUACUUCCGUAAACUCUUUGUGGUAAGAAAGGAUUUUACCGGAUUAUAUAGGCUUGAUUUCAUGUUUAUGUUAUACAGAUUGAGAAAUGGUUUACCAAGACUGUCAAGUUUAAGAAAAAGUGUGGAUGAAUUCAUUCAUUAUUUUAUGAAAAAGUUUCAACCGGCAUUUGAAAGAUUCCCCAACCCAAUUGAAAUAUUAUUUCCUCGUUUCGAAGAUCUUGAUACAAAAUCUUAUUUGGCUACAGGUGAACUUUAUGGUGACGAUAUAGAUUAUGGUAAUGCUGAAGAGGGAAAUAAUGAAAGCCGGGAAGAACCAGGAUACGUCGAAGAAUGGAUCCCUGAGCCGAAGAAGGCUAAAGAUCUUAUUUUCAAAGAGCAUCUUGAAAGAGAAAAACAAAUUGAAACAUUGGUGGCUUGUUUGUAUCAGAAUGAAAAAGAAUGGCUUAUUAUCUGGGUCAUUAAGGAAUUGAAAAGAAUAUUAUCUGACAGAGUUCUGGAUAACUCGGUGGACGUUUUAUUACCAAGUCCCAUUAUCAGAAGACUUUUAGUUAACGACGGACACCUUCGACUUCUUUUACAAGAGCUUGGGUUCAAAUUACCCGAAUUUCAAAAUGAACCUACUGUUUUAUUAAGAGAAAAUAAUAACAGUAUCCUCGACACGAAUAUUAAAUUGCUAGAGUUUGUAUUUGAUAGAGUCAGAAACGGCGAAAGAGAUCCUGCUGUUUUCGACAAAUUGACAAAUAAAAAGAAGUCUGUUGAAAAAAAGCAGAAGGACCCAUCUAAACAAAGGAAACGUCGUCAGAGACGUAGAAGGUCAAACUCUGAUCUGGAAGAAGAAGAAUCAUUAGAUAGUAAACUCGAAAACAGAUAUGACCCCCUGGCUAAAUUGAAAUCGAAAGCUAUGGUAAGUCUUUCGGAUGAUGAAUCAGACGAUGAAAAAGAAAAUGAAUUCUUUCAAAGAGAAGAAAAAUUACGUAACCUAUUAGAAGAAUCCGGUGGGAUUGUCAACGCAGAACAAUUGGAAGCUUUCAAAAAAGCCUGGAAAGACUAUGAACAAACGGGAACUUCCACAAGCGAAGCAGCUUCAUUAUUCGUAACUGAUAACGAUUUGAAUGACAUGACCUCUCCAAUAAAGAGUUUCUCGAAACCUAUCAAACCAGUUUUACGUCCGAAUUCAUCAGAUUUUGAAGAUUCCACAGCCAUUCGUGACUCGGGCUCAGAUUCAAGCCCAACAUCAUCUCCCAAUUCAAAGAAAGGGUCCGAAACAAUGGCAGCAUCGAUAAGUAAUACUGAAUCUAUCGAUAAUGAUGAAUAUGAAAGAAAUAGUAGAAAAAGACGACUUCCCGUUUCAGAUUCAGAAGAUGAA